UUGAUCUGCGAUGCCGGUUUCAUCUGCAGUGUUCUCCACAGGUGUUCAAAGAAAUGUUUGUGCCUAUGUUUAAUUUGAAUAAUCGGUUUGCGACAUGAUCGCCAACCGUCAAGUACCUGCAUCUGCUCAUUGCGUAGCAAAAAAAAAGAAUGAUUCAAUAUUUGUUCAUAUGUUGCUGUUUGGUGCAAAGAAUUGUUGAUGUGAAUUACCCGCAAGGAAGUUAAUGGUUCGACAUCGGUUUGUUGGUGUCUGUGAUCCAAACUGAGCUUAGCACGUUUCAUCAAUGGCGUGACGUGAUCUGGAUGCUUUUUCAUGUGUAUAGUAAUAAAUUGUGUGAAACAUGCCCUGAUGAGUUGAGCCGCAUAAAUAGCAACAAAAUAAGCGAAUGUAAAAAUACAACCACGAGAGCGUGAGUCUCUAUGUGGAACAUCUUGUAAUAGUGAAAACGCAGCACAAGUGGGCAGAACAGCAACGGCGGCAGCGGUUUCGGUCAUUAUCUUUCAUAGUAUGAUGCAAAAAUGCCUUUCGUGCAACGUGUAGUGACCCCAAAAUAUGUGGCACGGUCGAACAAACCGUCAUAUUCACGUGGCGCCACUGCACUUCCAGUUCAAGAUUAUGAAUUGGAAGCAAUCACCAACCUAACCCUGAGCAAUGCUCUACGCCAGCUGGCCUCACUGGUGCUCAUUUCGAACCAGAUCUUCACCGAACUCAACAAGGAACUGGCUAGUGUUAGUGAGCGAUCGCUCGGGAUAAAACAGCGGAUCGACAAUCUUUCGAAACGAGUGGAGGAAUUCGAUCCGAAGCAAGUUACAGUCCCUGAAAGUGAUCUGGUUUCGUUCGCUCAGAUCAAAACCCACUACAGUACAAAGUACCGAGUUGAUACCUGCCUAUUCACUGCUGAAACACGUUCGGAAACUCUUCAGGAACUCUACGAUGCGGCUGCCAAAACGCCGGUGCCGGCCAUCGCCGAGAUGGAACGCAUCGCAUGUAACGGAUCAGGAGGAAGGGGCUCGGACGCCUUCCUAUGUACGCCAGUGUUGGGACAAAUGCGAAGAAAGCUCAAGUCUAAGGUUGACAUGGAAAUAGAAACGAGACUGCCGUCGGCGGUGGAAGAUCUACGAAAAUGGACGUCUAUAGAAGCUAUCGGGGACAUCACCGUCCCUCCAGAUUGCACAGUGCGUGUUCCGGGCAAUAAUUCGGUAAUUUCCAACAACACUUCGCAGAAUGCCUCACCCUCAUAUCAGGCUGCAACGAGCAGUUCGUUCGAUGAAACCGAUGACAUAAUCGUGGUAGAAAGCAGCUCAGCCGCGACUGUUGGUGGACAGGACACACCGCUCGAUCAUAGAUUACCUUCCCCAGAGGAGCAGUGUCAGAUGAUAGCGCUCAAAUUUCCUGCGGAAACAGUCAAAGUGGACAUCUCUGGACGAAGGUUUGAUCGGAUGUGUACUACCAGAAAGUCACUGCUGCAUUUUGUGUCCGCAGCUGAGAAUGCCGAGUCUAACUCACCCCAACCAGAGGGUAUUGAGGGCGAAACCAUUAGACGGCGAUCAAGACCGCGACGAUCGAGAGGGAAACGACGAAACACGAUCGCCGGGACGGACGAAAAGGCAAUCGCGGAGGUGGUUAACAAUGGGGACGAAGCUACUACUUCUACUACCUUACCUACUAACUUGGUGCCUCGUAGUAAAUCAAGCGACAUACUCAGGAAAGAAUCCACAUCAUCACCAGCAGACAACACCUACAAACACACCACUAAAACGUCACACUUUAACUCCCUGAAACAGUGGGGCCGCAAUCGACUGAGAAUGAUCAAUCGCGAAUCGAAAGACAAGGUACAAGAUAUUGAUGACUUCAAUAUCUCUGAUACGACUAGAAACAGUAAACGCAAAAACUCUGACAAAGAUACAAAACUUUCGCACGAACGAAAGCCUUCCUAUUCGUCGUCAGAUAGGAGCAUUAAUGUCGCUACUGCCACCAGCGUUGCCACCAGCAUGCCGGCUUCCAUAAAUCCAGUGAAACUGCGAGAGUCCUCUUCUAUUCGCCGACAACGUCGUACUGCACUCGGUAACAAGGAUGAACCCCACUCAUCUAGUGGUAAUUGGAGCGCCAGCUCGGAAUCCGGGAGAACAUCUAUUGGGAGCGAAAUUACUACCACAACUCAGCCUAAAUCUAGUGCUUCCAGCACUUCCUUGAACCACAAUCAUCACACUAUCUCCAGUGGACCACCCAGCUCAAUCAUUAGUCGUCGUAGGUUUCUCAAUACUUCGGCCUCUAGUAGUGUUACUAGUGAGGGAACCGUUACUCCAGAUCUGCAAAUGUAUGAUUAUCACGAUGAAGGUGGGGAAACAAGCUCGGUAUAUUCGUGUGACACUGAGGGCUACUAUACUUCGUUUCACGUAGAUUCUGGGUUGAAGACAUUGAAAGAAGAAGAACCGGCAACACCUCUCCAUUCAACGACGGCCCUUUCAAGUACAACUUCUUUCGAAAGUUCAGGAAAUCAAACAGUUGUUUCACCGGAAAAUGAAUACGAACUGUUCGGAAAGGGUUCAACUUCCACUACUACUAGCUCUGCAGGUACGAUCUGCACUGUCCUAGCGGAUAGCCAUCGGAACUCUUUACAUGGACCCGCCGUUCCGGAACGUAAAAGUUCACUGACAAAGCUCAAUCGCAGCAACAGUACAGCCAGCAACGGGACACUCGAGCGAAGUUACUCAAGCAGCACCGUUGGUAGUACACUCGAAAGAACCGGAACGAUCAAGAGAAAUGGACACUUGAUACAGAAGGAGGUAGCUGCGUUAAUUCAUCAGGAAGAGGACGGUAAAAAGAACCGAGUAGAAUCGCCUGACAGUGGCAAUAACACAAGCUCUUCCCCAAUCGAGUCUAACGCCAACUCGAGCCCAACGCAACGAACGAGGAGCUGUUCCGAGUUCGAAUACUCCGAAUCAUCCGACCUAGAGUGCGUUGAUCGCAUUGAAAGGAUUCGCGAGAAAACCACAAUCAACACUAGCAGAAUACCGUCCAUGUGCAUUAUCACGCCUUUGAACAGCGACGAUGAGUGCGGUUCCUUGAAACGCAAAAAGGAUAACACCCACGAAGCGUCCCACGAUGAAUCACUCGAUCAGAGGAAAGAUUCCAAUAGUUUUAAGAAAACAACGCUGCUUCCCUUGAAUAGCAUGUUUGGUAGACUGAAGGGAGUUCUGAAAAAAUCUCCCAGUAAAGAUUCGUCAAUUUCGGAGAGUGUAAACAACGAAACAAUAUACGAUGUUACGGGAGAAUACGUCCGAAUCGCCGACGUACAAACCGGUAAAAAGAACCAGCACGCUGGUGUUUACUAUUCUAAUGACGUAGUAAAACGCAAUUUAGCCACAGUUCUCUCGGGAAAUCUCAACGAAGAAACAGAGUAUGUAUCAUUGAAUGAAUUGCCGUGUAAUAUACGCUGUGAGAGCAACGUUCCCUCGUCGGCGGAGAAACAUGAUUCAAGCGGAACAGGAAAAACAAAUCUUGCCAACGCGGAAGGGGACGAUCAAAAAGGGGAAAAUUCCGAAUGCACCACGAGGCGGGGUGCACGAGUAAAAUUGGAUGCGCACGGGAAGGUUAUCUACAGUUCGGAUAGCUUGAAGAGGAGAAAAGGUGCGCACACAACCUUCGCGCCGGGACCAUUUGUGAAGGGUGCAAAUACACCCUCUUCCGAUAUCGUACCAGUGACGACGGACAUUUCCAAUACAAUUACGCAGUCAGUGGCAACACCGACGUCAGUGUCCGCAGACAUUUCCAAGAAUGUCGCUGCAUCCCCAUUGCUGAGCGGCGGCCUCACGAAUAGAAAAUCAAUUGUAAUAAAACCAGUGAUCUCGCAAUCAGCAUUAAAAACGAAAGCAAUUACGAACGAUAGCACAAACAGAAAUAUUAGUGGCUAUUCGACAUUAUCACGCAUGGCUCCAAUUGCAACCAUCGUGCCAAACAAAAGUGACAUGCAAGAAAUUGACAAAUUGUCGGCCGCAUCAAACAUGAUAUCGUCUGGAGUUCUAAAAGGUGCAUACGUGAAUGUCCAAGAUAAUCGACCAACAGCUACGAAACAACAUACAAUUUUAUAUACAGAUGAACAACAACAACAACAACAACAAACAGGCUAUCUACGUUCGUCCCCUGAGGAAUACGCCCAACUUCGCGAAUCUCAAUCGCACGCUUAUACUUUGCCGAGGCGUCCUUUAGGGCAGCAAUCAAUGGAAAGCCGAUUUGGCAACGUAGUGCCGCGAAAAACAGCAAUACCACUUUCACGGCAGAACUAUGAACCCGGAAAUCAGUUCAGAAAUGAUGCCCCCCAGUUUCAGCGAGGCAACGACAUGUACUGGACGCUACAAACCCGUCGGAGACCAACCACUGUGGAUCGUACCAGUCAGCGAGCUGAUUUUAGAUUGCUGCCACCAGUAAACGCCACACCGAUUGAGGAACUGUAUUCCACACCGAACAAAUGUAAGCCGACUGAACUCAAAACUACUCCUACAGGGUUUGCGGCGUAUUUCUCCCCGAUCGCUAAGAACAAUGCAAGUGUCGAACCAAAGGAAGAUACUGAAAAUAGCUUAAAAAUCUCUCCCAUUGAUCCUCGAAACACUGUGCCUUUUAAGACAUCAACGCCGAAUAAAUCAACGGAUAUUACAUUAUCACCGACUAGAGCAUCGCUCUCCGAAGAGCUUCGCUACAGACUUAAACUCCAGCAAGUAGGAAUACGUUCACAUGGAAAUUCGCCAGUCAGCUCGGGUCGAUCAACACCAAAAAAUGUUCUGGAAGCACAACCACCGCGGGGUCGCCACAGUUGGGCUUCCAACAGCACCGAUAUUCCGCAAACUUGCUCAGAUCGACUGGGAACACCUAAAACGAGCCUCAUGGAUUUCAAGAAGCUCCUCCUUGCACAUGGAUCCAAAUCAAAUCUUUGCCCGGGGAACAAAUUAUCUGCUGUUGAGUUGCUCAAAAAAUCUAAAAAUUCCAUUUCUAAAUCAGAAACGCCAUCAACCAGCACAGCUACUAACAGUAACAUAGCCAUCCUGGACCUUUCGGGGUCCCCAAAAACAUUUGCCACUAGACGCAUGCUGCGGCAAGGUAACUUUGGAAACAGCUCUCCGUCCAAGAUAGGAAACAGUACGAAAUUGUCUUCCAGAAGAGGCUGGCAAUACAACAAUAUGCGAAGCGAAGUCAUGUCUACGGCGAUCCCGGAGGCGCAUAGCGAAGAAGAUAGUUCUAGCCCGAACAAUUCUGCAUCCGUCAGCCGUUCGCAAUCACAAAGUCGCAACGCAUCUCCCAUGCAAAAUGAACCCGUUGAGAGCAAAGUAAUCGAGGAAAAUAUCACAAACAUUCGAGAGAACAUUUUUCUGCAGGCAGACGAAAACAACUUCAUGAAGGGUGAAGUUAUCGCAAAGAUAAAUUCUCCAGCAACGACUCGUGCACAUCUACAAGCCCAGAGAGCUCAGUUUUUGAGUAACAACAAUCAUAUCAAAUCGGCCACAUUCAAAGAUGGACACUAUAUAGGAAUUAGUAAUUAUUCGACUGCUCCACCAAAGAAUCACGAGCUGAAUUUUAAUGAGGUGGUAACAAACGACGACCAACAGCGAACAAACUCUCCGAAACCCUCAGCUCCCUCGUUGGAAACCGCUCUCUAAAUUAUGUCUAUUUCCUACAUAAACACGAUAUUCCAAGUUUGCCAAAAUGAUAACAAAAGUGCGCACGUUUCCUACAUACAGAUUUCCUUUACAAGGUUAACGAUUUCCUAUUGAAACGCAAUAUAAAUCCGAGCCUUUUAGAUUUGGAAACAGACUGCAAAAGGAUUUAUUCCGAUAUCGCUAUAUAUUUGAUAAUACGCCAUGAUUCAAAGUUCUAAAAACUGAAAUUUUGAUUUCAAUGCAAGUCAUAUCAUUCAUCAAACAUUUUUUCAUAUAUUGCUUUGAAGAACACCAAAUUACUUACGCAAUAGAGGCAUUUAAAUAUUGUUCAGCUAAAUUAUGAAUAUUUUCAUUGCCUUUUCAUAGCUUAAAGAACCCAAAUUUCCAAACAAAAAUUAAUAGCAAAUAUACCCCUUGAGGUACAUUUCCGAGGACUAUCAGUAAAAACCGCAUAAUAAUUUGUUGAUUAUUUAAUUAUUUAUGAUUCACGUAUAACCUGAACAACCUAAUCUAGAAUUACGAAGAAAAGACAGUGAAAUUUUAUUUUGCAUUUCAUAGAAACAGAAUAAUUUAAUAUAUUUCCUACCUUCAUACCUUAGCUAAUAUAUAAUUACGACGAUAAAUUAUAUCAUUAUUACAUACAAAGUUGCGAAUAUCAUUUGAUUCCUUUAGAGCAUGUUAAAGUAUUGUAAGGAAUCAGUGGAACAGAUCCAUUAGUUAGAAGGAUAAAAAUCUUAUAAAUAUUGAUUUAACAACGUGUCUGAUCGAAUUCUCAGAUCCAACAAGCAUAGCGCUUGGUUUCGAAUUUUUCUUUCAAAACCUAGCGCUAUGCUUCCGCGAUGUAUCAGUUCGGUAUGAAUGAACUAUGAUGGCUAUCUAUACCCUUUUUUGUUCCCUUGUUUAAGUUAUUCUUUCGAAUCCCUAAUUUAUUCAUUGUAUUUUAUAAAAUAAUCAAUUAAAG
This is a messenger RNA of Toxorhynchites rutilus septentrionalis, 6612 nucleotides long. RefSeq lists its product as uncharacterized. Gene Ontology annotation, cellular component: cytoskeleton. The record is from RefSeq and is a predicted model, not a curated record. Gene Ontology annotation, biological process: actin cytoskeleton organization. The transcript has 6 exons. Gene Ontology annotation, molecular function: protein kinase A regulatory subunit binding. Lineage: Eukaryota; Metazoa; Arthropoda; Insecta; Diptera; Culicidae. Bases 519 to 5651 code for a protein of 1710 amino acids.